UUUCCAUUUAGAAAUCGUGAAAAUGAGCAGCCCUCCAGAGCGAAAGGCUUCGAACACCUUGAGGGACUAAAGGCUUUUAUUUAAACAACAUUUUCUCCGUGUUGAAGGUUCUUCUCAUCAUUUUCUCGAAAAAAGUUUCUUUGGGGGAUGAAAAACUGAUGGCCUUUCUAAUGCUGGAGGCUAGCUGUUCGCUCUGAAAGUGCAGGAUGAAAAGAUGGCACAACUGCUUCUACCACCAGGUCCAGACAACUUCCGCCCUUUUACUCGAGAGUCUCUCAAAGCUAUCGAGGGACGGAUUGCUGAGGAGGAAGCCAGAAAGCCCAAAGGAAAGAAGGAAAAACGAAAAGAUGAGAAUAAACUCAAACAGAACCAUGAUCUGGAGGCGGGCAAGACCCUCCCUCUUCUUUAUGGAGACAUUCCUAAAGGCAUGGUGUCAACACCGCUAGAGGACCUCGAUCCAUUCUACAAUAAUCAGAGAACAUUUAUAGUACUAAACAAAGGGAAAGUCAUUUACCGCUUCAAUGCUGCUCCUGCCUUGUACUUCCUGAGCCCCUUCAAUCUUCUUAGAAGAAUAUCAAUCAAGAUUCUGGUACACUCAUUGUUCAACAUGGUGAUCAUGUGCACUAUCAUCACCAACUGUGUGUUCAUGACUUUGAGUGAACAGCCUUCCUGGGGAAAGAAGAUGGAGUACACAUUUACAGCAGUCUACACUUGUGAAUCCCUAGUUAAGAUUUUAGCUCGGGGAUUCUGUUUGGGAAAGUUCACAUUUCUAAGAGAUCCCUGGAACUGGUUGGAUUUUUGUGUCAUUGUCAUGGCGUACAUAACUGAGUUUGUAGAGUUUGGGAAUCUGUCAGCGCUUCGCAUUUUCAGAGUGUUAAGAGCUUUCAAAGCGAUCUCAGUUAUUCCAGGCCUGAAGACGAUUGUUGCUGCGCUGUUCCAGUCAGUGAAAAAGCUUGCCAAUGUCAUGAUCCUAACUGUUUUCUGCUUGAGCGUCUUUGCACUUGUGGGAUUACAGCUGUUUAAGGGCAAUUUACAAAAUAAAUGUGUACGUGAUAUGUCAAAUGAAACAAAACAGGCCAUUCUAGGAAAGGACAAUGCCUGGCUCGAAUACAUUCUGAAUAAUGAUAAUCAUUACUACCUUCCAGAUAAACGUGAUCCACUGCUUUGUGGAAACAGCAGUGCAGCUGGGCAGUGUCCAGAGGGGUAUUCUUGCAUGAAAGCAGGAAAGAACCCAGACUAUGGCUACACAAGUUUUGACUCCUUUGGUUGGGCCUUCCUUUCUUUGUUUAGACUGAUGACACAAGAUUACUGGGAGAACCUCUACCAGCAGACUUUGCGAGCAGCUGGGAAGCCCUACAUGAUAUUUUUUGUUUUGGUGAUAUUCCUUGGGUCCUUUUACGUGAUCAACCUGAUCUUGGCCGUCGUAGCUAUGGCCUAUGAGGAGCAGAGCCAGGCCAGCAUAAAGGAAGCUAAGGAAAAGGAAGAGGAAUUCAAGGCCAUGCUAGAGCAGCUAAGACAACAGCAAGAGGACGCUCAGGCAAUAGCAACAGCAGCAGAGAGCGGAGAAGCCAGCAACAAACAUGGUGGCACUGAGAGCUCUUCUGAUGCUUCUAAGCUAAGCUCCAAAAGUGCCAAAGAGAGACGUAACAGGAGAAGAAAAAGAAAGGAAGAAGAAGGGCCUGCAAAGAUGCCGAAAUCAGAUUCACAGGACAGCACAAAGUGGGCUCACUGCCGCUUUUCUGUAGAUGCAACACAACAGUCCUUUCUGAGUUUUCGUGGACCCCUGCUCUCAUCCAGACGAAACAGCAGGACCAGCCUUUUCAGUUUCCAAAGCCAAACACACAAUGUGGGCUCAGAAAAUGAGUUUGCAGAUGAUGAGAACAGCAUUUUUGAGGACAACCUCAGUCGGAGGGGAUCCCAGUUUCAUUCCCAGAGGUGUGAUCGACGCAGCAGCAGUAUGAGCCAGUUCAGCUUUUUGCCUCAUCUCCUACUUCAACCUAAUGGGAUCAGACACAGCUCAGUAGGCUUCAAUGGGGUUGUGUCUCUGGUGGAUGGGAAUUCAUCACCACCUGUGGGACCCCUUCUACCUAAAGUGACGUUAGACAUGGCUUCCACUGGAGACAAUGCUGACACUAAUGAAACGGAAUACAGACAGACCGGUGGAGGAACCUUAGGGGAGUUUAAAGACUUCCUUGAAGCCCCAGAAGCCAGACAGAGAGCGCUUAGCAUAGCUAGUGUCAUAACCAGCACCAUGGAAGAGUUAGAGGAGUCUAGGCAGAAGUGUCCUCCUUGCUGGUACAAUUUUGCUGACACAUUCCUCAUCUGGGAGUUUUGUCCACUGUGGCUAAAAAUCAAGAAAGUGGUUAAACUGAUUGUGAUGGACCCAUUCACCGACCUAACCAUCACCAUCUGCAUUGUACUCAACACAUUAUUUAUGUCCAUGGAGCAUUAUCCAAUAAACAGUGAGUUCUCCAAAGUGCUCACUGUGGGCAAUUAUGUGUUCACUGGCAUAUUCACGACCGAAAUGGUCCUGAAGAUCAUUGCACUUGACCCAUACUAUUACUUCCAAGAAGGAUGGAAUAUUUUUGAUGGACUCAUUGUUACUUUAAGCUUGGUAGAGCUGGGUCUGUCCAAUUUGAAUGGCAUGAGUAUUUUGAGAUCAUUCAGACUGCUGAGAGUUUUCAAACUGGCUAAAUCUUGGCCCACUCUUAACACCCUCAUUAAAAUCAUUGGAAAUUCAGUGGGAGCUUUGGGCAACCUGACCCUGGUGCUGGCCAUUAUUGUCUUCAUCUUUGCAGUGGUGGGCAUGCAACUGUUUGGAAAAAGCUACAAAGACUGUGUGUGUAAAAUCUCUGAGGACUGCGGUCCUCUUCGCUGGCACAUGAUGGACUUCUUCCAUUCAUUUCUCAUUGUGUUCCGAGUGCUUUGUGGAGAGUGGAUAGAGACCAUGUGGGACUGUAUGGAAGUAGCUGGUACUGCCAAGUGCCUCAUUCUCUACAUGAUGGUCAUGGUUAUUGGGAAUCUUGUGGUGCUGAACCUGUUCCUGGCCCUGCUGCUGAGUUCAUUUAGUGCAGACAAUCUGGCAUCAGUAGAAGACGACAGUGAGAUGAACAAUUUGCAGAUUGCAAUUGAACGGAUUCACAGAGGCAUUGCCUUCACCAAGUCGCUGCUCCGAAGUAGCUGCAACAGCUUAUGUCUGAAGAAUGAAAAGAAAAAAAAGAGUGAGGACAAAUCUCUGGAUGAGCUCCACAAACCUUUAGGGCUAAAUGGUGUCCCUGAUCAUGUUAUCAAAGGCUUCUCUAAAAAUGGAAAUGGGGAGGUGACUGGAGUGGACAGAAGCGGAAACAAGUAUAUAGUCCACACCAAGAGUGAUGAGUCUAUCAUGUCUUUUAUUAACAACCCAAGUUUGACUGUUACUGUUCCUAUUGCUGCGGUAGAGUCUGACUUUGAAAUGCUCAACACGGAAGACUUCAGCAGUUUCUCAUCGGACUUACCUGGUUGCCAAGUGGUUAUAGAUGAUGAUGGACAGUUUAGCUCCUCUGAGGGAAGCACAGUGGAUGGUUUGCCAGCUGGAGAGGGAGCAGAUUCCAUAGACUUUGAAUUAGAAGAAGCCAUGGAACCAGAUGCCUGCUUUCCUGCAGGCUGUGUACAAAGAUCCAAGUGUUGUCAAGUAAAUGUGGAUGUGGGUUGGUGGAAGGUGUGGUGGACCCUAAGAAAAACCUGUUUCCAGAUAGUGGAGCACAACUGGUUUGAGAGUUUUAUCAUCUUCAUGAUCCUGCUUAGCAGUGGAGCACUUGCCUUUGAAGACAUCUACAUUGAACAGAGAAAGACCAUCAAAACAAUGCUGGAGUUUGCGGACAAAAUUUUCACUUACAUUUUCAUUCUGGAGAUGUUACUAAAAUGGGUGGCGUAUGGAUUCACCAAGUAUUUCACAAAUGCUUGGUGCUGGUUGGACUUCCUCAUUGUUGAUGUAUCACUGGUCAGUCUUGUGGCCAAUGCUAUGGAGGUUGCAGAUCUUGGUGCAAUCAAGUCUCUGAGAACACUGAGAGCUCUGAGGCCCCUGAGGGCUCUGUCACGAUUCGAUGGCAUGAGGGUGGUUGUCAAUGCCCUACUAGGAGCCAUUCCUUCCAUCUUCAAUGUACUGCUGGUCUGUCUCAUCUUCUGGCUUAUCUUCAGCAUCAUGGGAGUAAACCUAUUUGCUGGAAAAUUCUACAGUUGCUUCAACAAAACUUUAGAAAAGCCUUUCCUUCCAUCAGAAGUGAACAACAAGAGUGUGUGUUUACAACUAGGAAAUGAGACUGCUCACUGGAAAAACCUCAAAGUCAACUUUGACAAUGUUGCCAUGGGAUACCUUGCGCUGCUGCAAGUGGCUACAUUCAAAGGCUGGAUGGACAUCAUGUAUGCUGCUGUGGACUCUGCAGAUAAUGUAAAAGACCAACCAAAAUUUGAAAACAAGAUAUUAAUGUACUUGUACUUUGUUGUUUUUAUCAUAUUCGGAGCCUUUUUUACCCUCAAUCUCUUCAUUGGUGUCAUUAUUGACAAUUUCAAUCAGCAGAAGAAAAAGUUUGGAGGCCAAGACAUCUUUAUGACCGAAGACCAGAAAAAAUACUAUAAUGCCAUGAAAAAGCUGGGCUCAAAGAAACCACAAAAACCUAUUCCUAGGCCAUCAAACAAGAUUCAAGCAUACAUCUUUGACUUUACCACAAAACAAGCAUUUGAUAUUGUCAUUAUGGUUCUAAUAUGGCUGAAUAUGGUAACCAUGAUGGUGGAAACUGCUGACCAGUCAGAGGAGAUGGAAGGAGUUCUCAGGAAAAUCAACAUAGUGUUUAUUGUCAUCUUUACUGGAGAAUGUUUGUUGAAGAUUAUCUCUCUUCGCCAUUACUAUUUCACAAAUGGCUGGAAUAUAUUUGAUUUCAUCGUGGUCAUCCUAUCAAUCAUGGGUAUGUGUCUUUCAGAUAUGAUAGAGAAGUAUUUUGUCUCACCGACCCUGUUUAGGGUCAUUCGUUUGGCUCGGAUUGGCCGUGUCCUCCGCCUUAUUAAAAGUGCCAAAGGAAUCCGCACACUCUUGUUUGCCUUGAUGAUGUCACUUCCUGCCUUGUUUAAUAUUGGUCUCUUGCUCUUCUUGGUGAUGUUUAUUUAUGCCAUAUUUGGCAUGUCAAACUUUGCUUAUGUCAAGAAAGAAAAAGGUAUUGAUGACCUUUUUAAUUUUGAGACAUUUGGCAACAGCAUGAUCUGCUUGUUUCAGAUCACCACAUCAGCAGGGUGGGAUGGCCUUCUAGCUCCCAUUCUUAACAGACAUAGUGAUGAUUGUGACCCUUUAAUGGAGCAUCCUGGUAGUAAUGUUAAAGGAAACUGUGGAAAUCCUCCUGUGGGAAUUGCUUUCUUUGUGAGUUACAUCAUUGUCUGCUUCCUUAUUGUGGUGAACAUGUACAUUGCUGUAAUCCUGGAAAACUUCGGCGUGGCCACUGAGGAGAGCACUGACCCAUUAAGUGAGGAUGACUUUGAAAUGUUUUAUCAGGUCUGGGAAAGGUUUGAUCCUCACGCAACACAGUUUGUGAGGUGCAGUAUGCUUUCAGACUUUGCAGAUGCUCUGGACCCACCAUUACGCAUUGCCAAGCCUAACAAGUUCGAACUUAUCUCUAUGGAUCUACCAAUUGUGAGUGGGGACCGUAUUCACUGCUUGGAUAUCCUGUUUGCCUUCACAAAACGUGUUCUUGGUGAGGGUGGGGAAAUGGAUAUUCUUAGGGGGCAGAUGGAGGAGCGCUUCAUGGCCUCAAAUCCUUCCAAAGUGUCGUAUGAGCCCAUCACAACAACACUUCUCCGCAAGCAAGAGGAUAUGUCAGCUGCUAUCAUUCAGAGGGCAUUCAAGAACUAUACGAGAGAGAAUAAGUCUCUUAGGAUAUCCAACGCCGGUAUUACAAAAGAUGAAGACAUCACUGACAAAGAGGACCUUGCCAAAGACAAACAUGAAGAAAGUUCUAGAGAUGGUAAAACUGAGCUGACACCUUCAGUGGCAUCUCAAUCCUCAUUUAAUAGUGUGACGACAAAUGGAAAAAACAAAUAUGAGAAAGACAAAAGUGAAAAGGAGAUUUCAAGCAAAGACGUGGGAGAACAAGAUGUAUGAAAAGAUGUUGGAGGUAUAAACAAAGACUUCAAUGACAAAAUGUUUACAAUUUUUGAAAGUUAAGGCUAGAGGUUUGUGUCUAAAAGAGGCUCAUUCGUGCUAUAAUCAGAACAUUUUGGAUGAUUUCAGGUACAUCAAACCUCUGGACCAAUGGCAGAGAUUGUCAGCAUCAUUUGAAGUGUUCUGAAAGACAAACUUGUUAUGCUUUAACUUCUGCUGCAGAUAGUUCUGCUGUCCAGUGUCUCCAUUUAUUUUUAUGUCACUGACUGCUUAAUUGCUAGAUUAUUUUCAAGCAGAAAAAGUGUUUCAAUUAUUUUUAGGCAUUCUUUAGUCAAUUGACUUUUAUACUUUUUUUUCACUCUUAGGGUCAUUCCCGCAGCUGUAGUCUUUAAAAUAAACACACUUCUUGAAUUUUGAUAUUGCUUACUGACAAUGUUUGGCAAAGCCAAGAGACAAUGUCAAAGUUGUGGUUGAUUAGAAAUGUAGACCUGCAUGAAUGUUUCUCCGUGGUUAUGCAUGCCAAAGAAUGCAUUCCUUACCAUGUUUUCUACCAGUCGAUCCAACUUUAUGAUGCAAAAUUUUGUCAUGACGUAGCUUUUUUUAUUUGUGAUAAAAUCAUCUUAGCAUACCAAAUCAAGUGUCCUAACUACACAUACUUAUCAGUUCAGAAUGAUUCUUCAUAAAAAUACUUGCAUUAGUCAAUCAUAUGACGUGUUCAUGUCACCUACGUAUCCUGGAUUAGGCCUAUGUACCUUUGACAAUAUUAGUGAUUCUUUACAAAUUUUUAUCACAAAUCGAUUAAUAAAAAAAAAAUCCAAUGCCUUUUAAUGAUGAAAAGUAAAGGAAAAAUAACACACAUUUGAACACCAUAUCAGAUUUUGUGAUCAUUUAUAUCCCUAAAAAACAAACAAAGAAUAGGAGAUAGUAUUUAAUGUCUGUGGGACAUCAAGGUCACUUUAAGUUUCCAACUCCUAAAUACAAACUUUUUCUUCAGUCUUUUGUUUUUUUCUUGUCUUAAACGUGUGUAAUCUGUAAAAUAUUCUAUUGGUUUGACAGAAAUCCUGUUGAUUCUGUGAUGUUAAACUAUUCUGCGAGUUCUUUUGGUUUUGAUGGGUUAUGUGAUAUUGUGGUAACUUUUUCUUGAAAAAAUAAGGCUUUGUGUUAGAUUACUGGAGGGGUGGGUGACUAAAAAUAUGUGCACUCUGUAAACUGUGUUUUGCAGUUUACAUCUCAAUCUUUAUCAUGAUAAAUAUCAAAGAUGGAUGAAAGAUGGCUCAGGUGUUCUGAAUGUUCACAAGGAAAUAGCAAGACGCAUCUUGUGCUCUUUUCUAUUUCCUGCCUCUGUUUACAUUUUGUAUUGUUGCCCUCAACAGACACCUUUAACUGUCAAAGCUACAUCUGUUAUUCUAUUCUACAAGUAUAAUUCCACUGAUGUAAUUACAUUGUGCAUGCCAUAAAAAUGUUCACUACUUACACUACAUGUAUGCACAGUAAAAGAAUGUUUUUAUUACCUAGAGUUAUAAAGAUGUUAUUGUUAUUAUCCAUAUUUCUUAUAGUAUAAAAUAAACUGCAUGCAAGACAUUGCUAUAACAAAUUUCACCAAAAAGGUAUAAUAUUGAAAUAAAGACCACGUGUAAGUUGAGUAUGCCUUCUAAAUUCUUCUCUUUUACCAUGAAAAUGUCAAGCAUGUGAGAUCCUGUUUAAGUUUUCUUUCUGUUCGAGAUGAAUGUGCUAGUAAAAUUUAAGAGAAAUUAUUUUAAAAAUAUUCUCCAAAAGUGAGACUUUUUAAGGUUUAAGGUGCGGUUUUUUAAAUCAUGUACCAGGUCUUGAUAAGACUGCACUCUGCAACCUGCUUGUCUGCUUCUUCGGAUCUGCUAACAUUUCAUUAUUUUUACAUACGUUUUCUUUUUUAUGUCUCCAAUUGUUGUUGC
This is a messenger RNA of Melanotaenia boesemani (Boeseman's rainbowfish), 8055 nucleotides long. It is a transcript of the gene scn1laa, whose product is annotated as sodium channel, voltage-gated, type I-like, alpha. The record is from RefSeq and is a predicted model, not a curated record. NCBI's taxonomy places the organism in Eukaryota, Metazoa, Chordata, Actinopteri, Atheriniformes, Melanotaeniidae. Gene Ontology annotation, molecular function: voltage-gated sodium channel activity. Gene Ontology annotation, biological process: membrane depolarization during action potential; neuronal action potential; sodium ion transmembrane transport. Bases 215 to 6124 code for a protein of 1969 amino acids. The transcript has 27 exons. Gene Ontology annotation, cellular component: plasma membrane; axon; voltage-gated sodium channel complex.